AUGAUAAUUUUUCCUGGAGGAAAGCCGCGCAAGCGCUUUAACAGCACGUUUACACUCAAGAUGCUUGGCCCGCCCAGGUACGACGGAGAGUUUGACUUCAGCAGAAAGAAGAUAGAUAUCCCCCUGAUAUUUCCGUUCAGGAAAUCUGCUGUUAGAUCCAGAAAUCCUAGGCAGGUGGUUUUCAUAGAGAAGAUAGAUGAUAGUACUGUGAUAUAUUCAAAGGAUGGCCACAAGUUCAACGUUGUUGGGACGUAUAAAUACAGGUUCGAAAUAAAGGACUUAUGUGUAAGACUAGUGACUGGGCACCAAAAGGCCUUUAUCCUUACGGACAGCCACAUGUAUGUCUACAAGCAGAAGAAGGUAAGCAUGUUUAACAUCCAUGCAAUUGACCUGUGCACCUCUCCCUUUGGAGAGAUAUUUAUACUGACUGGCAAGGAAAUUCUAAUACUUGACGAGACAGGUGUCAGGAAGGCACUUCCAUACACCGGCAGCCCUGUUUUUAUAUGUUUUUAUCUUUACAGGGAGGUUAUAGUUGCGACAAAGUAUCAUGUAUUCCACCUGGACCUUAUAAGCCUUAAACUAAGCACCAUAUACUCCACGCCCUUGAAAAUCCGAUCUGCCGUCCUGAAGGACCGGCUUUACAUUCAGGAGGGCUGCAAAAAGCAUGUCCGCGUCACUUCCUUGAACAUAGAAGACAGGACUGCAGAGUCUAUCUAUAUAGAGAAUCCCAUGAAUAUCUCGGUCGGAGAGACAACGCUGGUGCUGUACAAGACCGAGGGGGAGUUUAUAUUUUGCGAUAGAUUUGAUCUCAUCAACGCAAAGGGCGUUGCAUAUGAGGUCGAGAACCUCUUGGGGUUUUUCUUCAGUGGAGACAAAAGCUGCUUUUUCUUUGAGGAGAGGUUUGUGCUAUGGGACAACGGAAAUGUGGAGGUUGUAGACAUAGACCUAAGGAAAAAGGAGGACUAUCUUAUGGAAUUUCCUGAAAACCUUGAGAUGCUCGAGAAGGUCCACAAGGAAAGAAAGGUUUCCAAGGGCAUCCUCAUGCCUGGUAAAGUGAUCUCCACUCUCAACGAAAUCAUCGAGGAGCUCACACAAAAGGAAAAGAAGGCUUCUAAGCCAGCACCCAGGAAGAAGGUCAAGUACACUGAGAAGAACCGGGGAGGGUUCUGA
Molecule: messenger RNA, 1170 nt
Organism: Encephalitozoon hellem ATCC 50504
Lineage: Eukaryota; Fungi; Microsporidia; Unikaryonidae
Exons: 1
Coding region: 1-1170 (389 amino acids)
Source: RefSeq, a predicted model, not a curated record